AUCACACCUUCUGCUGCACCAGCUUUGCACAACCACAAACCAACUCCCAGACGCACGGCACAGCCAAGCAGGACAACCCCACAAAGAAGUUAAAGGAAAACUUGUGCAGAGCGAAGGAGUUUCCUUUUCUUAGCUGUAGCUGCAUGUUCCACUGAAGAAUUUGGCAGCCAGUCACAAAAAAGUAUAUUCUGGACCUAGACAGAGAGGUUGCACAAUGUCAGCUUUUGGGGCCACAGGCCUCAAAUGAGGAUGGCAAUUUCUCCUUGCAGCAGUCGGGAAUUUCACACAGUUCUUCGCUUCUGCCUGAAAUGGCCAAGCAAAAUUCCCCAUCACUAGCUGAGGUUGUGAAACGAGUUGCAAAUCAGCAGCAGUCACAGGUGUCAGAUAUAGAAAAAAGCAAAACAGUUCUUUUCCAGUUGCAGGCAAAGUAUCAGGAACUAGAAAAAGAAAUUAAUUCUAUUCUGUUGGAAACAAAGACAACAGAAAGGGAAAUACAUCUGCAAAAUGAUGCCAUAGAAGUGACAAAAUAUCAGUGUGAAAAUCUGGAGGCCCAAGUCAGAGCCCUGUAUUCUGAAAAUUUAAAAUUGAGGUGUGAUGCAGAAACAGUACAAGAGGAGUUUGAGAUGAUACUUGCAAGAAAUAAUGAAUAUCGGGAAAAAAUAAAGGAUCAUAAACAUCUGUUUUGGGAGAUGGAAAGUAAAUUGCCAGUUAUGAUUGAACUUGCUAAAAAGAAAGCAGUUGUGGAAGAAUUAAAGGCAAAAAAAGAGGAGUUAAUAUGUGAUCUCCAGAGUCCAGAAGGAUCUGUUAUGAAACAAGUGCAGGAAGAAAUCACACUGUUAAAAAGCGAAAUCACAACACUGAAAGAUUUCAUCAACAAAAAAAGAGAUCUGCUGGAAGAAGAGAAUGAAAAGCAUGCUAAGCUUCGAAAAGAAAUUGAGGUACAGAAUAAAAGAUAUGAUGCUAUUUUAAAACGUUUGCACUGCCAACUGAACAAAGUCCAUUCAAAUAAAAGACAAUGGCACUGGAACAUUCAGCAGUUGGAGAAGAAGGCCACAGAACUAAGAAAGUGUCUUGAAGUAGCAGAGUUACAAAACAUGUAACAAACUUAACAAAGCUAGAAUGCACAUAAUCUUUUACAGGCAGGGGAGUUUUUUUCUGGAAAUGCUACAAAUCUUAAAUAGCCUGAUAACCGAGUCAGGCCUUAGUGAUUUCCUUCUUUUUAAAGUUUUUCUUGCUUUCAUUUUGUGGCCUAAACUAAUAACCACAAUAAUAAGUUAGCUGUUCAGAAUAAGUGAGCUAUUCAGGAAGAAAGUUACUGACACUUCCAGGUGUUUUCAAAGUAUGUGUUAAUUUUAUCUAAAAAGUUAUUUGAAAAUCAACCAAACAAGAUUUUGGGAGUUCCUGUGUAUUUCAUUUGGUCUCUGAAGGUUGGGAUAUAUGCUGCUUUUCCUGCAGAAAAACUAAUAUUGGUAUAUAUUUGCACACUUGAGAGACCGAAGUUUUUUUUAUCUUUUAUCCACAUCCCUUUUUAUUGCAAUUUUCUAAGAAACUCUGAAAGCUUUGGCGGCCUGGAUUUUGCUCUGUGGGAAACUCAUCUAGAAAAUGUUACAGUCUGCCAGGAUGUUCUGGCAUGGGGGACAAAGGGGCCAAAGGCUGUCCAGCUGUAAAAGACUUUGGAACAAGUACACUCAGAACUGGACUUCAAAUAGUCUGACUUCAACUGGUCUAAUAGAUGUUAGCAAAGAGGAGUGAGUAGGUACCAUCUCUGGACAGCUUUUAAAGUGGAAUAACUCACCCUCAAGGAAUAGGAAUGUGUUACAGAUGAUUGAUGAUAGAGGAAUUUAUUGUCUAGAGGAUUUUAACUAAUAUCAGCCAUCUACCAUCUAAGUGAUUUAUCAUCUAAGAUGACUCAAUGUAAAUGACAACAUAUUAAAAAUUCUUGUUAAAAUAGUAGUGAACAGCAGCUAUUUUCCUUUAUUUUUUUAUUGCUUGGCACUUGAAGAAUUUACAGUACUUUCCCUACUCUUACACUUAAGGCAGUAGUUCUGCUUGGAUGUAACUUGUAAUGUUUAUCUGUUCUGUGGAAGUAGCUUUUUAUUUAAGGUCUUGUUUUAAAUUAUUUAGCAUUACCUUUACUCAUUAAUAUAAAAUGAAGACUUGACUAUUUACUGUGAAAAAUGUUAAACUGCUUAUAUAUUGUUAUUUUACAAAAGCAAAGCUUAAAGUGUAGUACUACUAUUACCUUCAAAUAUUCAUGUAUAUUUACAUUUCCCUUAAUACGUUAUUUCACUUAAUAUAAAGUUAUUUUAAACAAUAUCUUGAUUCAUUAAGGCUCUUUCUCAACAUUGUUCAUCUCUUAAGGCUUUUUUGUUCAGUGUUUUUCCUUUGCAAUAAUAUGAACCAGGCUGCUUUCAUUAAAGCAAUAAAGUAGUACUAGAAACCUCUAUAUCCUAUGCUAUAGUAAUAUUAUGUCCUGAAUAUUGAGUCUUAUUAAGUAUAUAGCACAAAACUGUGACAUUACAAUUGUUUAUCCAUACACAGAGCAAAAUAGCUGUCCUUUUUAUGCAUGUGUCUUCUAGAAAGGGUCCUGAUCUGAAAAGCUGGAGAAUUUACUGUGUUAUUGUUAGUUUCAGCAAUUAACUCUCUUCUUUUAUUUUGCAUGGUUCCUAGUUUCAGUUUAUUCAUCCUUCAAGUGAAAGGAGUAUAUCAAGUACAAUGAUAUAAGUAAAAAUACUGAUGUGCUGUCUUCUUGAUGAGUUCAAUAGUUCAAGCCUUCUAAAGCUAUUGAUUGUCAGAUCUCACCAACAGCUUUAGCUAAUGUAACCCCCAGUGGUACAACAUCCAACAUUUUCAGGGUUUUAAGAUGAUGUACCCUUAAGUAUGCCUUUUACCACUGAUAUUAUCUUGUUUUUAUUUUUAUUUUAUCAUUAUUUCUGCUCCAGAACAAUUAAUGCAUCAAAAUAUGUUUUUUGUCUUACUUCAGCUAAGUUCACUUUGACAGCUCUUACCAUGGUCUAAUAUCACAGUUUAGCCUUGCAUUUAUUACCUGCUAAAAACAACUAUAGCAAACAAUCCAAUCCUUCUAAUGUAACAACAAUAUCACACCUUUGUUUUUCUUUCUGACCAAUGAAGAUGUUCAUUAUUACUUCCCUGGGAAUUAGUGGGGUUUCUGUGUAUCAACACAUGUACAGAAUGACUCACUCAUCUCAAAUAAAUACC
This is a messenger RNA of Poecile atricapillus (Black-capped chickadee), 3219 nucleotides long. It is a transcript of the gene CCDC122, whose product is annotated as coiled-coil domain containing 122. The coding region runs from base 309 to 1100 and encodes 263 amino acids. The record is from RefSeq and is a predicted model, not a curated record. The transcript has 5 exons. Lineage: Eukaryota; Metazoa; Chordata; Aves; Passeriformes; Paridae.